Chironomus riparius is the source of this 345-nucleotide messenger RNA. Lineage: Eukaryota; Metazoa; Arthropoda; Insecta; Diptera; Chironomidae. The record is from the annotation of a GenBank genome assembly.
AUGGGUACAGUCAUUUGCCAUCCAUCAACUGAUUUAGCAGCGCAAUGCUCAGCAUGCUUACCAAAUACGUUCAGCAAAAGAGGAAAAAAGUUGUGGACAUUCCCAAUUACAACAAGCGUGUCAAAUGAUAGUGUUUACAGGCUAGCUGAUACUCUAAAGGGUUCACAGCCAGAGCAGCAAGAGCAAGUUAAUCUUCUUCAGAUAGAGCACGAAGGCAUAUUUUCAUCCAUUUCAUCAUCAAUUUAUGGACAUGAAGGUCGAGCAAGUGGAAAUGGAGAUAAGGAGAAUUUCCUUAUAAUUUUGAUGACGCAUUUAUGGCUGUUCAUAAAUAUUAAUAGGGCAUAA